Molecule: messenger RNA, 1962 nt
Organism: Bolinopsis microptera
Lineage: Eukaryota; Metazoa; Ctenophora; Tentaculata; Lobata; Bolinopsidae
Product: microtubule-associated tumor suppressor 1 homolog A-like
Exons: 15
Coding region: 26-1699 (557 amino acids)
Cellular component (GO): cytoplasm; nucleus
Molecular function (GO): microtubule binding
Source: RefSeq, a predicted model, not a curated record
AUACAAUUUAGCAAAACAAGUCUGGAUGUAUAAGCAGACCAAUAUCAAGAAAUCUGUGAAGAAGAGUGGGUCUUUAGAAUCUGCCUCUGACAGGUCUGUGUCUCCAAACGACAUUAUGGGGGCAAAUGAGAACAAAUCUUCCACAGUGAAGAAUCGACAACAGAUAAUCCCUAAAAAGACCAAAUCUGAUAAUGUAAAGACUGGAAUAACGAAACCAAAACCAACAACCAAGUCUUCCACCAAAUCAGCAAUAAAAACAUCUCCUGUAAAGCAAACAAAAGCGAGCAGCAAUGCCAACUCAAAGCUUCCUAGAGUCAAAACUGGGAGUGCUACUCCGCCUACUCGUGCCAACACAAAGAAUUUGAACAGUGCAAAAAGCCCUCCUAAUCUCAAAGCAGCAAAAAGUCCUCGGUCCUCAAACGAUCCCAAAGCAGUGAAUCCCAAUUGGAAGGUGCCCUGUGUGAGCCCCCCUCUGGGAAAGGCAUCUCCUGUCAAACCACUACCAGGUCGGGGAGGACCUAAGAAACUAAAGAAGGUGUUUAAUCCCCCUACCCUCUUCUCGAUGUGUAAAGCCGCUGUGUCCUCUAUUGUCAUUUCCCCUCAGGUGGACGAAGAAGCGAAGGAGUUUCUAAAACGGCGACUUUUCAGUCAGGCACUCUUCGGAACCGUGUGGGAAGUGUUAACGAAAGAAACGAAAUCUAACCGUGUCACUAAGGAGGCGCUGAUCAGCGAGAGAGAUGAGCUAUCAAGCGAACUAAGGGAUCUUAAGGAUAAUGUGGACACUAAGAUCAGUAGCCUAACUAAACAACACACCAACACAGUAGCUAAUGUUACUGCCACUCUUACCAGCUCCCACCAGACCCACACCAAACAACUGAAAGACGGAUACGAGACUACGAUAGCCGAUCUACGGAGUCAGUUGUCUGUGAUAGAAGAUAAGCACUGUAACGAGAUACACAACAUACGAGAUAAGCACUCAGAAGAGAUAGCGACACUACACCGGGAGUAUGAGGGUCAGAGAAACCAACUCAUUGUCUCUCAUCAACAGGACACCGCUAGAAUGGAGGGAACACAGCGGGCUCUUGAAGAACAGAACGAUUAUCUGGACAGCCAGAUAAAAGAGAAGGAGGAGAUAAUGCAGAUUGAAAUACAGUCCCAAGUACAGGAGCAAGUGCAGCGCUACUCUACAAUAAACGCAGAGCUACAAUCCUUACGAGACGUUAUUGACAUGAGAAACGCGGAGAUUAAGAAGCUGAACACUAAAGCCAAAGAAAUAGAAUUAAAGGUGGAGAAUAUCCCUGGUCUAGAGAAGGACUUGCGGAGUUACAAGGACCACAACGAACAACUGCGCGCCACAAUAGAGAUGAAGGCUGAGUCUGAGCGAACCCUGAACCUCACACAGGAGACACUGUACCAGAAUUUAAAAGAGAAGGAAACAGAUAAUAAAAACAUUGUCCUCAAGUGUGAAGAACUACAAUUCCGGUUGUCCCUGAUUGAGGAGAAGGAAGGAGGAAGUAACGGGAAGAUAUUCGCGCCAAUAAGCUACAGCACCCCUACCUGUAGCCCUAGAAGGCAGUUUUCCGAACCUCCUAUCAGAACUUCUGAUUCACCUUCUAAACAUUCCAACAGGCCGAAGUCUCAAGUCAAUCUGUUCGAUGCAAUGGAAGCUGCCACUCAAAUUCUACCCCUUCACGACUGAACGAAACGUUUCACAUCUUUGCAUGAACUGUUCGGUGUGUUUGUUGAACGAAUAAUAAUUUAACUUUUGUUUGGUAAUAUUUGUAUUGUAUUAAUAAAGUUGUGAUGAGAAUUGAGCUUGAGUUUAAACUUUGAAUCACCUUGAAGAUUUUGAAAUAUUUAUUUCUUGCUUCUGUUAAGGUAAUGAAAGAAGCCUCCUUCUUAAAAGUAGAUUCUUAGAUUGCUUAUACUUGUACAUUUUGCUAUUUUAAAUUUCAAUAACAG